AUGAAGCGUGACAACUACAGGGUUAGUGUAGACAACACUUAUAGUGAUUAUGCCAUCUUUGAUCUUCCAGUUGAGACCGAUGAUGGUGUCACUAAGUUGGGUGAGGCUAAAGGUUAUUUUGUGGAAUGGCCCGUAGACAUGGUGUUCUUUGUGGAUAAGGGCGAGACAACGCCUAAGAAGGCUAAAUCGAUAUCACUCAAGGAGACAGUUGAUAGUUGUGGCUAUAAAUCAGGGGAGUCAUCAACUGUCAAAGGCAAAGGAGGCAAAUGCAGUGAACUUUCCGAAAAGAUCGUUGAAAUUCUUGGUGACUAUUGUUCUAUGUUAUAUUAUUAUAUGAUUUCGGGUGAAGGAGAUUAUGAUACCACGUCAAUAUCACUGAAGGCCCCAUUGUUUUAUCAAGAUCAAGACAAACAGUUUUUUCUUACAUCCACUGACGUCUACGAAUUCUUAAGAGAGGCAUGGGCUAAUGUCUCAUUGAUUCAUGUCUACAUAUUGUUUCUUGUUGAAGAGCGCAUCUCUUUAUUUCAAAUUUCAGAGAUCAAAUUCCAGUGUCCCCAAAGAAUAUCUGCAGCUGAAAUCAAGAGUGACCCAUCUGAAGUUUCGAUGUAUUUAAGAAAUGCUUUCUUGGCUGAAUUGAACAAGAAGGAUGCACAUUGCAAAUUCAUUUUGGCGUCGUAUUAUGAAGAGUGUAGACUUAAAGGGAAUGCUUUCAAAAAGAGCAAGGUGCAAUUGUUAUUCAUAAGAAUGGAGUGCGCUCAACAACGUGGAAGUACCAAGUGUGGAUAUUAUGUAAUGAGAUACAUGUAUGAGAUAGUUUCUUCUCAUAGAUACUGCAAGGAUAAGUUGCAAGAGGAGUACAUGGAAAGGGAUGCAUCAUAUAAUGAUGAAGAAAUCAACGAGGUUCGAGAACAAUGGGCUAAGUUUUUUAGAAUAACUUAUUUAUUGAAAGAUUAA
Molecule: messenger RNA, 954 nt
Organism: Spinacia oleracea (spinach)
Lineage: Eukaryota; Viridiplantae; Streptophyta; Magnoliopsida; Caryophyllales; Amaranthaceae
Exons: 6
Coding region: 1-954 (317 amino acids)
Source: RefSeq, a predicted model, not a curated record